AUGGCGUCGGGUGCACAGAGUUUCUACGAGCUCUAUCGUCGGAGCAGUAUCGGUCUCGCUCUGACGGACACGCUCGACGACCUCAUCAGUGAUGAACGCAUAAAUCCGCAGCUUGCGAUGAAGAUCCUGGGCAACUUCGACCAGGCUAUCACCGAGACUCUGCAGAAGAGCGUCAAGAGUCGCCUCCAGUUUAAGGGGAGCCUCGACACGUACCGUUUCUGCGACGAGGUGUGGACGUUCCUUAUCAAGAACGUGACUUUCAAGAUGGACAACGGUAGCCAAUCUGUCCAGGCGGACAAAGUCAAGAUUGUUAGCUGCAACUCUAAGAAGCCUGGAGAGACUUAA
Molecule: messenger RNA, 345 nt
Organism: Purpureocillium lilacinum
Lineage: Eukaryota; Fungi; Ascomycota; Sordariomycetes; Hypocreales; Ophiocordycipitaceae
Product: transcription initiation factor IIA small chain (TFIIA 13.5 kDa subunit)
Biological process (GO): transcription initiation at RNA polymerase II promoter; RNA polymerase II preinitiation complex assembly
Cellular component (GO): transcription factor TFIIA complex
Molecular function (GO): TBP-class protein binding; RNA polymerase II general transcription initiation factor activity
Source: RefSeq, a predicted model, not a curated record